Saccharomyces paradoxus is the source of this 843-nucleotide messenger RNA. It is a transcript of the gene VPS29, whose product is annotated as retromer subunit VPS29. Lineage: Eukaryota; Fungi; Ascomycota; Saccharomycetes; Saccharomycetales; Saccharomycetaceae. Gene Ontology annotation, biological process: retrograde transport, endosome to Golgi; intracellular protein transport. The coding region runs from base 1 to 843 and encodes 280 amino acids. Gene Ontology annotation, cellular component: endosome; retromer complex. The record is from RefSeq and is a predicted model, not a curated record. The transcript has 2 exons.
AUGUUGUUGUUAGCAUUGAGUGAUGCACACAUUCCUGAUAGAGCGACUGAUUUACCUCUAAAAUUCAAAAAAUUACUAAGCGUUCCUGACAAAAUAUCUCAGGUGGCUUUAUUAGGUAAUAGUACAAAGUCUUAUGACUUUUUGAAGUUUGUCAACCAGAUAUCCAAUAAUGUAACAAUCGUAAGAGGAGAGUUUGAUAAUGGGCACUUGCCAAGUACAAAGAAGGAUAGAGCGUCGGAUAGCAUUAGACCAAUGGAAGAAAUUCCCAUGAAUAGUAUAAUAAGGCAAGGUGCUUUGAAAAUUGGUUGUUGUAGCGGUUAUACUGUAGUGCCCAAAAAUGACCCCUUAUCCUUAUUAGCAUUAGCACGCCAGUUGGAUGUAGACAUUUUAUUAUGGGGUGGUACUCAUAACGUUGAAGCUUAUACCUUGGAGGGGAAGUUUUUCGUUAAUCCAGGCAGCUGUACGGGAGCUUUUAAUACGGAUUGGCCAAUUGUCUUUGAUGUUGAAGAUAGCGAUGAAGCUGUGACAGCAGAGGUGGAAAAACCCACUAAGGAGAAUGAGCCGGAGGAUGAUGGUGCCAAGAGUGGAUCAACAGAAAAAGAACAACCUGGUUCUGACAUGGCUAAAAAGGGUACAGCUGAAGAGCGCGAUAGUGAGAGUGACGUAAAGCCAGAAAACCAGUUUAAAGAAGACGAGGUUAAUAUAUCAGAUUUGGACGUAAAUGGAUCUAAUUCACCAAGUUUUUGUCUCUUAGAUAUUCAAGGCAAUAUCUGUACGUUAUACAUCUAUCUGUACGUCGACGGAGAAGUAAAAGUCGAUAAAGUGGUUUAUGAGAAAGAGUAG